Messenger RNA from Stylophora pistillata, 808 nucleotides. RefSeq lists its product as uncharacterized. The record is from RefSeq and is a predicted model, not a curated record. NCBI's taxonomy places the organism in Eukaryota, Metazoa, Cnidaria, Anthozoa, Scleractinia, Pocilloporidae.
CAACAAUGUCUCCCAACAAAAAUAUGACAACUGCUGUUUUACCUCUAGGGUAUCACUGUGAUAUCAAGCCAAAUCAAACAAAACAAUGUGAUUUACCUCAGUGUAAUAUUUCCAGCCUAGAUGAGAAUUGGACCCUCUUGCAUGGUUGUCAUCACUCAUUCCAUGAUGUUUGCCUUGAAGGAUCAACUUCAUGCCCACUCUGUAAGGGAUUUCUGGAAAAAAAAGUAAAAGAGCUUGGUGGAAGACCUAGUGGCAGUAAUGCCUGCACCGUUAUUUCAGUGCUUGCUGCACUUCAUUUUCUGGAAGGAACCCUUCAAAUUCCCAAGCAGUUACAAGACCUUAGCAUCACAAUACCUAUGUAUAUUAAUCUCAUGAUAAAAGGGAAUCAGUUAUAUGACUCUUUCAACCUACAAGUUCAACAACCAAAUUUGGAAGUCAGAGAAGUCCUUCAGCAUGGACAAAAUGAUAAAAAUGUGAAGAAACUUGAAAUUGUUUCAGACCUAGGUUUUUUUACUGUGAGAGACCUUGAAGACCACCUUACACAACACCAUCACGUGCAUCAAUCACUUGCAGCAGUAUUGAUUGUGCCACCAGACAACUCAAUGGUACUAUGUUUUAAUCAAACAAGUAUUUGUCUUUUUGAAAUGCAUGGUCUCCACGGUGGCAUAAUUGCAACCAGUUCAUCUGGGCAUGUCAGCCAUUUUGUGAAAUAUCUAGAUAGGAUGGCUAUGCGAGACUGGAAGAAUGGUUUACAUGGUUCAAACUUGGCAAUUUUAAGGCUAAAGUAAAUGUUGUAAACGUUUAAUUA